AUGCUAACAAGUUAUUUUAUUGCUUUAUUAUUAAUUAAUAUUAUAAGUUCGAAUCCAUUUCAACGAAAUAGAUGUGAUGUAUGCAAUCUAACCGAAGAUUUUAUUCCAUCAAAUGGUUAUCAAUGUUUUAUAACAAAUGAUUAUAAAGUAUUAUGUACUUGUCCUGAUAAUCUUCAAUCAACAAUAAAUCGUCCAUGUCGAAUUUGUGAUCGUGAAAAUAUAUGUGGUCAAUCAGAUGCAUUAUGUUCCGAAGAUCCAACUUUUUUUGGUAUUAAUAAUAAUAAUUCACAUUUUAUUUGUUUUUGUUCAUCAGGUAAAUAUGAAUUUGAUAAAAAAUGUUCGGAAGAAACAAAUCCAACAACAAAUCAAAUCAAAGAAACAACGAUUCUCUCAAUAUCAACAACAAGUUUAAUAGAAGAAACAAUAACUAAUCAAAUAACAACAAAUAUAUAUAUUGAUGAAACAACUUCAAAUUCAAUAUCAACUGAUUAUUCAAUAGAAGAAACAUCUACUCAUAUUCAAACAACAACAAAUAUUCCAAUUAUUUCAACUAAUUCUCAACAAGAGACUACAACUCAACCAGAGACUACAAUUCAACCAGAGGAUACAACUCAAUCAGAAACAAUAUGUGGAUGUCGAUCAACUAGUUCACAUCUAUUUCUUAAAAUAGAUUUUAUUAUAUUAUUAAAUCUUGUUUAUUUCUUAAAUAAAUGA
Molecule: messenger RNA, 714 nt
Organism: Rotaria sp. Silwood1
Lineage: Eukaryota; Metazoa; Rotifera; Eurotatoria; Philodinida; Philodinidae
Source: the annotation of a GenBank genome assembly